GACGCCCUGGCGAGAGGGGAGCUGGCGCCUUUCCUCAGCGAUGCCCUGGUCCUGAGGAGCACCUUCCUCCGCGUGCAGGUGGAGAACAUGCAGAGAGCCAGCGCCCACCGCACGGCUCUGCCCCUCCGGCAGGUCAUCUACGGGCUGCUCCUGGGAGCGUGCCCCAGCACGGGCAGCGAGCCGCCGGGGGUGUGUGAAUACGACCGGCUCCAGACGACACUCAAGAAGACGUACGUUCCAGCAGCGAGCCUGCCCCGAGACCCCUGUGGUGACCCCUUUCCUCUGGAGAAGCUGACGGAGGUGCCCAUGUCGUGUCGUCAGAUGCUUUUGCUGGAGACUCUGGGAGUGAAAAUGCAUUUCCUGGAGUCUGUCCCCAGUCACUUACAGCUCCCCGUGGCCGUGACGUGCUACUGGGUACGCUGUGCAGAACCACCAGUGCAGCUGCAUCAGUUAAAGGCUUUACUUCUCACUGUGGUGUCUGGAGAGCUGCACAGGAUAACGAAUGAUCCAGUUGUGUGUGCUGAAGAUGAGAGGGUUGCACACAGUGAGUUUCUGAAGUGGAAGGAGCAGAAGUGGCGAGACGCAGAGUUCGACGUGGAUGCCGCGCACGGGUUCUGCCAGUGGCAGUGCUGCCUGCAGAUGGGGCUGUACCUCAACCAGCUCCUCUGUGCCCCUCUCCCCGAGCCAGACCUGAGCAGCCUCUACAGUGGGACCCUCGUGCACAGACUGUAUCAGGAGCUCAAAUCAGCACCUUCGCUGGAAAAUCUGUUUAGAUUCUCUCCAAAAAUGACUCUGCUCUAUCAGGUUUUGUUAAAUACAGUGGAGUCAACUGUACCUGCAGACUUCUUUCAGAAGAUGACCAAGACCAAAUCAGAGUCCUGCAAAAAGAAGAAAGCAUCUAAGAAAAAAAAGCCUGUCAGGUGUGCUGUGCCUGAAGCUCAGCCCUUCUGCACAGGAAAUAGGUUUGCAUCCCUGGCAGUGGAGGACUGA
Merops nubicus (carmine bee-eater) is the source of this 990-nucleotide messenger RNA. RefSeq names its product asteroid homolog 1 (Drosophila) (gene ASTE1). The annotation marks the transcript as partial. The transcript has 4 exons. NCBI's taxonomy places the organism in Eukaryota, Metazoa, Chordata, Aves, Coraciiformes, Meropidae. The record is from RefSeq and is a predicted model, not a curated record.